This is a messenger RNA of Bufo bufo (common toad), 2179 nucleotides long. It is a transcript of the gene SUFU, whose product is annotated as SUFU negative regulator of hedgehog signaling. Gene Ontology annotation, molecular function: transcription factor binding. The transcript is spliced from 12 exons. The coding region runs from base 185 to 1609 and encodes 474 amino acids. The record is from RefSeq and is a predicted model, not a curated record. NCBI's taxonomy places the organism in Eukaryota, Metazoa, Chordata, Amphibia, Anura, Bufonidae. Gene Ontology annotation, cellular component: cytoplasm; nucleus.
GUCGCUCGGUAAAGGACCACCGUCUGCUCUCCAGCUACAGGCUGUGGGGCGCUUCUCUGGAGACUUCUCCCGGGGAUCGCUUGGAGGGGACGGCGCCGUUCACACCGGACAUUGCUGGUGGCUGUGGUUUCUCUCAUCCCGAAAACCCCGUGUAUCUGACCGCUGCCGAGCCGUCCGGAGGGGGAUGGAAGAGAUGCGGCCUAGCGGCGGCCCCGCGUCCCAGCCCUUCCCCACCCUCUUCCCUCCUGGGCUCCAUGCUAUCUAUGGAGAGUGCCGGCGCCUGUACCCGGAGCAGCCCAAUCCCCUGCAGGUCACCGCUAUCGUCAAGUACUGGUUGGGUGGACCCGAUCCGCUGGACUAUGUGAGCAUGUACCGUAAUCUGGGCAGCCCCGCACUCGAUGUUCCUGAGCACUGGCAUUAUGUCAGCUUUGGGCUGAGUGAUUUGUAUGGAGACAACAGAGUGCAUGAAUACACAGGACUUGAUGGACCCAGUGGUUUUGGAUUUGAGCUUUCCUUCAGGCUAAAGAGAGAACCAGAGGAAUCUGCGCCUCCAACAUGGCCAGCAGAAUUGAUGCAGGGUCUUGCAAGAUACGUGUUUCAGUCUGAGAACACCUUCUGCAGUGGAGAUCAUGUAUCGUGGCACAGCCCGCUAGACAAUAGCGAGUCUCGAAUUCAGCACAUGCUUCUAACUGAAGACCCUCAGAUGCGCCCAGUGCAGACUCCAUUUGGCAUUGUGUCCUUUUUACAGAUAGUUGGUGUUUGCACUGAGGAGCUACAUGCGGCUCAGCAGUGGAACGGACAGGGAAUACUAGAACUUCUCCGCACCGUGCCAGUGGCCGGUGGACCGUGGCUGAUCACAGACAUGCGAAGAGGAGAGACUAUUUUUGAGAUUGAUCCUCAUUUGCAACAGGAGAGAGUUGAUAAAGGAAUUGAGACUGAAGGCUCAAACCUCAGUGGUGUCAGUGCCAAAUGUGCAUGGGACGAUUUAAGUCGCCCGCCAGAGGAUGAGGACGACAGCAGAAGUAUUUGUAUAGGAACCCAACCACGGAAGUUAUCUGGCAAAGAUACGGAACAGAUCCGUGAGGCGUUGCGAAGAGGCCUAGAAAUUAACAGUAAAUCUAUCCUACCUCCAAUAAGCUCACAGAGACACAAUGGCAUGAACCACGACCGAGCACCGAGUCGAAAAGAUAGCCUGGAAAGUGAAAGUUCUUCAGCCAUAAUCCCCCACGAAUUGAUACGCACACGACAACUGGAAAGCGUCCAUCUCAAAUUUAAUCAGGAGUCUGGCGCUCUUAUUCCACUUUGUUUAAGGGGUAGACUGUUACACGGACGACACUUUACAUAUAAAAGUAUUACUGGAGACACGGCCAUCACUUUUGUGUCUACAGGCGUAGAAGGAGCCUUUGCUACAGAGGAGCAUCCUUAUGCAGCGCAUGGUCCUUGGUUACAGAUUUUGUUGACAGAGGAGUUGGUGGAAAGGAUGCUGGAAGACUUAGAAGAUUUAAGCUCUCCAGAGGAAAUUAAAUUGCCAAAGGAAUACAGCUGGCCGGAAAAGAAGCUAAAGAUCUCCAUUCUCCCCGACACAGUGUUUGAUAAUCCGCUGCCUUGAGGAGCAGACAAGGAUGUAAAGUACUCUUCAACGUUCAGCAAAGGCUAUUGCUGUAAACCAAAGGAAAGCAAUUACUGCACAACCGCGACGUAAAGAGACGAGCGGCACAGAAAGAUGCUUGUGUGACAAUUCUACCCCCCCACGCCCCGUAAUAAAGGACAUGCUGGUGUGUCCCUCCGACGGGCAGCCCGCCUUGCAUUAUCAGAACCUCGUUACACACCAAGUAGGCAACCAAUAUUUGACUGUAGGUGCCAUCUGACGCUGUAUGUUCCAGAGAAUUGAAGUUAUGACACUGGAACCCACUGCUAGUUAGACCGCCAACUACACCAACGUUCCUUCGCUUCAUCGUCCACCGCCACAGUGUUAAAUGGCUAAGAGUUUAGUUCAUUUUGAUAAUGAGCAAUGCAUGGUGGAAGGGAAGGAGAAUUGCUAUAGCUAUGUUCUUCCAUUACUUUGAGAGGAGCAAGUCAAUUUUAACAAACCGAUUUGUCUCAUCGGCAGGUGGGCACUUCUUCACCUGUGGGGUGGGCAGUCCCCACAGGUGAAGAAGUGCCCACCUGCCACAAGAUU